Messenger RNA from Trematomus bernacchii (emerald rockcod), 2157 nucleotides. RefSeq names its product nudix (nucleoside diphosphate linked moiety X)-type motif 12 (gene nudt12). Gene Ontology annotation, cellular component: cytosol. The record is from RefSeq and is a predicted model, not a curated record. Gene Ontology annotation, biological process: NAD+ catabolic process; NADP+ catabolic process. NCBI's taxonomy places the organism in Eukaryota, Metazoa, Chordata, Actinopteri, Perciformes, Nototheniidae. The transcript has 8 exons. Gene Ontology annotation, molecular function: metal ion binding; protein binding; NADH pyrophosphatase activity. Bases 123 to 1487 code for a protein of 454 amino acids.
UCUUGAACGCAGCUCGUGACCUUUUAUUCAACAUAACAGUUAAACUACUUUCUGGACAGAAGAUACACAGGAGCUGAGCUUAAAGAAGGGAGGUUUUUUUGUUAGUCACCCAGGCAGCCGGAAUGACGAACCUCCAGCUGAGUGCGAAGGAGGAGAUGGUGGAGAGGUUUCUGGAUGCUGCUGCCAGAGGAGACCUGAUCCAGGUGUCCACGAUGCUGUCCCAGAGCCCCUCGCUCAUCAACCAGACAGGGUACAGCGGCUGGUCAGCGCUGAUGCUCGGCGCUCGCAAUGGGCAUUACCCUGUGGUGGAGGCGCUGUUGUCACAUGGCUGUGAUAAGUUAUCCGUGAACAGCUCGUCACAGACUGCUUACGAUAUCGCCAAGUUCUGGGGCCACAGACACAUCUCCAACCUGCUGGGCCAUACUGAUGACAGGUGCCAGCGGGUGCUGCCGGGGGCUGACCUCCACCAGCAGGAGAACUACUUCAGCAGAGAGACGCUGGACCGGCUCAGUGCCAAGAGGACCGACAAGGGAUGGCUGGAGGAUAAACAGAGCGACCCAAACACAGUCUACCUCCUGUUCUCCAACUGCAGCCCCAUGGUCAGCAGCCCACUGGAGGACCACAAUGCAGGGGGUGAGAACCAGCUGUGUCGGUUCAGAUAUGAGACAGUUAAAGAUCUUCUCCAGAAACCUGCCACUGUGCUCAUCUUCCUGGGGGUGGAGAGGAGGAAGAAGCCCUCCUCUCAGACAGUGGAUGGUGUCCGGGAGCCUCCUGCUUGGUUUGCCAUCAACACUGACGAAGACACUGCUGAACUUCUAAAACGCUGCAGAGAAAAGAACUGCUGCUUCCCAAAGACACUCAACAGAGACCUGCUGAAGUUCAGCGAGGAAGAGGCAGGAGUUGUGGCUCAAGCUCGAUCGGUGUUGGCCUGGCACAGCCGCUACAGCUUCUGUCCGACAUGUGGCAGCAGCACCCGGUCGGAGGAGGGAGGAUACAAGAGGAGCUGCCUGAACUCAGACUGCAGGAGCCUCAAGGGGGUUCAUAACACCUGCUACCCACGCGUCGACCCAGUGGUCAUCAUGCUGGUGAUCCACCCUGAUGGAAACCAGUGUUUACUGGGAAGAAAGAAGAUUUUCCCAGUGGGCAUGUUCUCCUGUCUGGCUGGAUUCAUAGAGCCUGGGGAGACGCUGGAGGAGGCGGUGAGGAGGGAGGUUGAGGAGGAGAGCGGAGUGAAGGUCGGGCCCGUUCAGUACAUCUCCUGCCAGCCCUGGCCGAUGCCCUCCAGUCUCAUGAUUGGCUGCCUGUCUGUUGCCAUAUCGACUGACAUCAAAGUGGACGAGAAAGAGAUCGAGGAAGCUCGGUGGUUUCCACGGCAACAGGUGAUUGACUCAUUCAGAGGAACCCGUCCAGCCUUCACUGCUCCUCCCAGGCAGACCAUCGCCCACCAGCUGGUCCGACACUGGAUCGGCAUGACCUCUAACCUCUAACCUCCAGCACUGAACCUCCAGACCAUAAGGUGGAUCUAUGAACCAGCAGCUGUCAGAACUGUUGCUACUCUAUUACUGUGGUGGAGGCGUGUGAUGCAGUGGGUUGUGAGUUGGUGUUCGGAUCAGGGGGGUUACAGGUUCAAACCCCACUGCAGUCAGCAUGUCGUUGUGUCCCUGGGCAAGACACUUCACCCCAAAUUGCUCCUGUGGGGAUUGCCCACAGUAUUGAGUAUGUAAGUCGCUUUGGAUAAAAGCGUCAAACAAGUGACAUGUAAUGUAAUUACGACAAACCAGGAACACUACCGCUGAGGUAACAGCCAGAUUCUGAGGGCUGUUCAGGACACGGUAUGUUAAUGUGGUUUGUUUUCACCGUUAAGUCCAAAUCAUUGAAACGCACCGCUCCUAUGUGGAGAACUGUAGUCUGUACAUCACUUGCAGAUAAAGGCGAAGACAGAACUUUUCAAGAUGGAAAAGAUGAUCAACAAUAAACCUUUACUUGAAAGUAAAAAGAAAAACAGCGAUACUGGGAUAUAAAACUAUUCCGAUUAAUUUAACAGGGUUAAUUGAGCAAUCUGUAAAAAUGUGUAAUUGCAUACAAACGUUGCCAAUUUAUUUUUUAUUGGUUUUUCAGUUGAAUUAUACUUAAAGUUCAGGGUAAUCCACUGUUAAA